This is a messenger RNA of Monascus purpureus, 1329 nucleotides long. The record is from the annotation of a GenBank genome assembly. NCBI's taxonomy places the organism in Eukaryota, Fungi, Ascomycota, Eurotiomycetes, Eurotiales, Aspergillaceae.
CUUUUGCAGAUUCCCCUCUCUUCUUCCCUCUAUCCCCCUCCCUCUUCUCGAUUUGCUCCCUUUCUCUUACCCUUAGUGGCUCUCUCUUGAUAUACAUUAACCCAUCCCUUGCCAUUUAUUUUUGUGCUACACCCCAUCAUGGCUCAAAUCCGCGGCACCGCGGGCUACAACCUCGGGCACCAGAAUCCAUUCGGCAGACCCGGCGGCAUCGACGCUACCAGCGACCCGAGUCCUUUGGAUGCAAUCCGGGAGCAGACGAGUAAAAUCGAGGAUUGGCUUGAGACUAUUGCAGAUCCCAUUAAACCACAUCUACCCAGAAUUGGUCGCUUCUUGAUCGUGGUUACAUUUAUUGAGGAUAGUAUACGCAUCGUCACUCAAUGGAGCGAUCAGCUUCUGUACCUUCGCGACUGGCAAAAAAUACCAUGGGGAAUCGCACACAUCUUUCUGAUCGCCAACGUCCUCGCUAUGUCCACAUGUUCAUUCCUGGUCAUCGUCCGCAAACACACUGAGUAUGCUGUUGCCGGUCUCCUCGGAGUCGUUGUCACCCAGGCCAUCGGUUACGGUCUCAUCUUCGAUCUGAAUUUCUUCCUACGCAACCUGAGCGUCGUCGGUGGGCUUCUCAUGGUCAUUUCAGACUCGUGGGUUCGCAAGAGGUUCGUGCCCGCCGGACUACCCCAGAUUGACGAGAGGGAUCGCAAGAUGUACGUUCAGCUUGCGGGCCGAGUACUACUGAUCUUCUUGUUCGUCGGGUUCGUCUUUUCGGGCCAGUGGAGUUUCUGGCGGGUGCUGGUUAGUCUGUUCGGGCUCGUGGCGUGCGUUAUGGUUGUUGUAGGAUUCAAGGCGAAAUGGAGCGCUAUUCUCUUGGUUGUUCUGCUGAGCAUUUUCAAUGUGCUUGUGAACAAUUUCUGGACGCUUCACCCUCAUCAUCCUCACAAGGACUUUGCCAAGUACGAUUUCUUCCAGGUUUUGUCGAUUGUUGGAGGCUUGCUUCUUUUGAUCAACAUGGGUCCCGGCCAACUAAGCGUGGAUGAGAAGAAGAAAGUGUACUAGGUGAGAAAAAGGAAAAAUAAAAAAGAAGAAAAAGAAACAUGAAAAUGCUGGUGUUAACCCUAUCUAUCUCCUUCCCCCCAACUUCCGCGGCAGCCUCCAAGCCCUUUGUUAUUCCCAUUCCGGUCCUCGCAGCUACGGUUUCAUCAUCUGGAUUUGGGCGUUUACCUUUUGUUACUUAUGCAGUUGAAUAGAAACGAACAACAGUCCUCUAUUAAGCGACUGGCCAUCGUAAACAAAUUAAAUACAUUGAGACUACGGACUCAGCUUCGUCCACUCUCC